AUGGCUGGGAGCCGGCUGGAAACCGUGGGGAGCAUCUUCUCGCGGACUCGGGACCUUAUUCGGGCUGGGGUGUUGAAGAAGAAGCCUCUCUGGUUUGACGUAUAUAACGCCUUCCCCCCGCUGAGGGAGCCAGUCUUCCAAAGGCCCCGCUUACGAUACGGCAAAGCCAAAGCCAACAUCCAGGACAUCUUCUACCACGAGGACCGGAUUAGAGCGAAGUUUUAUUCAGCCUAUGGAUCUGGUCAAAAAGCUUUUGAUCUGUUCAAUCCAAACUUUAAAUCUACUUGUCAACGGUUUGUGGAGAAGUACAUUGAGUUUCAGAAACUCGGAGAGACGGACGAAGAGAAGUUAUUUGUGGAAACAGGGAAGGCUUUAUUGGCAGAAGGUGUCAUUUUAAGACGACUAGGAGAAGCAAGGACCGAAGGCGGUCAUGUUUCCUGGAGAUCUGAACACACAACCCUCAAGCCCCAGACUAUGUUGGAAGAAAACCAGCCUCAGAAGGUUCCACAGGAGCAGCGUUUGGAAGCGUCUGAAGAGCAGUUGAAAGGUCUCUCUCCUCCCUGA
This is a messenger RNA of Orycteropus afer afer, 564 nucleotides long. RefSeq names its product mitochondrial ribosomal protein S23 (gene MRPS23). Bases 1 to 564 code for a protein of 187 amino acids. Gene Ontology annotation, molecular function: structural constituent of ribosome. Gene Ontology annotation, cellular component: ribosome; mitochondrion. Gene Ontology annotation, biological process: translation. NCBI's taxonomy places the organism in Eukaryota, Metazoa, Chordata, Mammalia, Tubulidentata, Orycteropodidae. The record is from RefSeq and is a predicted model, not a curated record. The transcript has 5 exons.